CGCUUUCCCGUCCUUCACUGGAAUGACAUGAUCGGGAGGGUGAGACUGACAUUGCUGAGAAUAUGACAUAGCUUUAACAAACCGUGGCGGAUAAUAACGCGGGGAGUUGGGGUCCAGGUCACUUUAUGUACAGCCAUGGCUGGUACUGGUUGUAGCAACACGUCCUGGGAUAACAGCUCGUUUACCAGUGGAAAUGUGGUCGGGAUCCGUGCCAAGCCCAGCAGCUCUGAACUCCGACAGGGUGAAAACUCUACACUACAGAACAAGGUUAAUGGCUUCAAGAAGCAGCCCCAGUCCCAUCACACUACACUUGACUUGUUGGAAGGUGAAGUGAAAGCCUUCUUGAUUGAUGAAGAUGAGCUGCACACGUUUGACGAUCUCACCAAAGUCAAUCCCGUGACCACUACAACGGUUCUGAAGUGUCUGCAUGCAAGGUAUUCUGCAGGUGUGUUUUACACGCAUGCCGGGUGUACUCUUGUCGCUGUUAACCCUUUCAGACACGUUCCCUGCCUCUACUCUCUUGAAGUGAUGAAGGAGUAUCAUAUGGACCCUCAGCCCCAGGAGCUCAAACCUCACGUAUUCAUUGUUGCUGAACAAGCUUACAGAAAUGUCCAAGGCCAGGUGGAGCCGGUAAACCAGUCUCUAAUAGUGAGUGGGGAGAGUGGAGCUGGAAAGACCUGGACGUCUCGCUGCCUCAUGAAGUAUUAUGCAACAGUCGCAGCUUCAUCAUCGUCCCAGAAAUGUCAGGAUAUGAUAGAAAGGAUAGAGAGGAGAGUGCUGGAGUCUAACCCAGUCAUGGAAGCCUUUGGAAAUGCGUGCACCUUGCGGAACAACAACAGCAGUCGUUUUGGAAAGUACAUUCAGCUCCAGUUAAACAGAUCACAACAACUAGUUGGGGCUUCCAUCCAGACUUACCUGCUGGAGAAAACCAGGGUCACCUGCCAAGCUGCCAGCGAAAGGAAUUUUCAUAUAUUCUAUCAGAUCAUGAAGGGAGCCACUGAGCAGGAGAGGCUGCAAUGGAAGCUCCCAGGUGAAGCGCAGUUCUGCUGGCUGCCAAAUGCUGAUAAAACUCUGGAAGAAGACUGCUUUGAAGUAACCAAAGAUGCUAUGCUGCACCUAGGCAUCACGAGUCAAAUGCAGAGGCAGAUAUUCAGAAUACUAGCUGGUCUCCUUCACCUCGGUAACAUCCAGUUCUCAGCUCCAGAUAACGAGUCUCAGCCAUGUGAACUUGACGCGCAAUCCAAAGGCUUCCUGCAGACGAUGGCAGUGCUGCUGAAGGUCCCGCAGAAGGAGGUUCUGGCUCAGCUCCUGGUCCGCACCAUCAGGGCUGGGAGACAGCAGCAGGUGUUCAUGAAGCCUUGCUCACAAACAGAGUGCGGAAUGAGGAGGGACUGUCUGGCCAAAGUCAUCUAUGCCAAGGUGUUUGACUGGCUGGUAACAUUCAUAAAUGGAAGCAUCUGUGCAGACUCCUCCAGGUGGAGCAAUUUUAUAGGCUUGCUGGACGUCUAUGGCUUUGAAUCAUUUGUUCUUAACAACCUGGAGCAGCUGUGCAUUAACUAUGCCAACGAGAAGCUGCAGCAGCACUUUGUGGCACAUUACCUCAAAGCCCAGCAGGAGGAAUAUGCAGCAGAGGGACUCGAGUGGUCCUUUGUCAGCUACCAGGACAACCAGAGCUGUCUGGACCUAAUCGAAGGGAGUCCCACUAGCAUUUUCUCCUUGCUUAAUGAGGAGUGUCGUCUGAACCGUCUUUUCGAUGCCAAGCAGUUUAAAACCCGUCUGGAGAAAGCCCUGUCCAGCAAUGCCUGUCUGAGCUGGGACAAGUUCAGAGAGAGCCCUCACUUCAUAGUGUCGCAUUACGCUGGGACUGUCAGCUACCAGAUUGAGGGCAUGAUGGAGAAAAACAAGGACCCUGUGCCUCUGGAGCUGAUUCAGCUGCUGCAGAAAUCGCAGGAUUCUCUGCUGCAGGAUCUGUUUGUUGAGCACAAGGAACAGAAUGACAACAGAGGCCAGAGCAAGGUCAUCACCGUCGUCUCCAAGUUCAAGAAUUCACUGGAAAGUCUGAUGCACAUUUUGCACAGCACCACUCCACACUACACCAGGUGCAUCAAGCCUAACACUGACUGCAGACCAAUGACCUUUAAAAAAGAGGAGGUGAUUACCCAGCUAGAAGCCUGCGGCAUAGUUGAGACGAUUAAUAUAAGUGCAGCUGGCUUUCCUAUACGGCUACCUUAUCAAUGUUUCAUGGAUCGGUAUGGCCUGAUCCAAAACCCUCAGCAGUGGUAUCCAGUGUCAGGAGUUAAUGGCGCCUCUCCUGCUAAAAAGAGAAGGGGGCCGGGUGCUGUGGAGGCUGGUGAGGAUGCCUUGAGUUCUGCUGUCCGUGACAUUAUCAAUGUUGCCACGUCAGGCCAAGCUGUACCUUCCACAGUCCGUGGCCAGCCUGAGUACAAACCUAGCAGCAGCUUAUUAGUGCACUGUGGGAAAACUAAAAUAUUCAUGACUCAUUCCAUGCUGGAGCUGUUGGAGAGUGUCCGAAGCCAGGCCCUCUCCCUGAGAGCCUUUUGCAUCCAGUGCUGCUGGAGAAGGUACCUGCGGAGGAAGCAGGCGCGACAGCAAAGAGCUGCAACCAGAAUCCAAGCAGGUAAACCCCUUGCAAAACCCAGUCAUGUCUUACCAUAUGAUAACACUGUUCCCAUUGCAAACGCAAUUAUAAAUCGAACCGAAGAUUACCUGUGUAUAGAUAGCCUAAACCACUGUUUGACGGCUUUGUGAGAGAAUUUCAUUUGC
Molecule: messenger RNA, 2784 nt
Organism: Polyodon spathula (Mississippi paddlefish)
Lineage: Eukaryota; Metazoa; Chordata; Actinopteri; Acipenseriformes; Polyodontidae
Product: unconventional myosin-XIX
Exons: 21
Coding region: 136-2769 (877 amino acids)
Biological process (GO): vesicle transport along actin filament; actin filament organization
Cellular component (GO): cytoplasm; myosin complex; vesicle
Molecular function (GO): actin filament binding; microfilament motor activity; ATP binding
Source: RefSeq, a predicted model, not a curated record